Messenger RNA from Solanum lycopersicum (tomato), 441 nucleotides. The record is from RefSeq and is a predicted model, not a curated record. NCBI's taxonomy places the organism in Eukaryota, Viridiplantae, Streptophyta, Magnoliopsida, Solanales, Solanaceae.
AUGUCAACUGAAGCUAAUCUAUACAUACUAGUAUAUGGAACAGAAGCAGUCAUACUAGCAGAAGUUGAGAUACUGUCAUUGAGAAUUAUUGAAGAAGCUGAGUUGAGUAAUGCUGAAUGGGUCGGCAAGCGAAUUGAUCAGUUAACCUUGAUUGACGAGAAGAGAAAAUUUGUUGUUUAUCAUGGCCAACUAUAUCGACGGAGAAUGAUUCACGCUUUCCACAAGAGAGUCAGAGCCAGAAUUUUUGAAAUCAGUCAGUUGGCGCUUAAGACCACUUUUACUCAUCAAGAUGAGCAUAAAGGGAAAUUCGCCCCAAACAGGAAAGGUCCAUACAUGGUUCGAAAAGUAUUAUCUGAAGGUGCUUUGAUCUUAUCGGAGAUGGAUGGAACCACAUGGCCAAAAUCGAUCAACUCAGAAGUGGUCAAGAGAUACUACGUGUGA